This is a messenger RNA of Ogataea philodendri, 651 nucleotides long. RefSeq lists its product as uncharacterized. NCBI's taxonomy places the organism in Eukaryota, Fungi, Ascomycota, Pichiomycetes, Pichiales, Pichiaceae. Bases 1 to 651 code for a protein of 216 amino acids. The record is from RefSeq and is a predicted model, not a curated record. The transcript has a single exon.
AUGGUGACGGUACAGUUGGCCUUCUUCAGCAGAGCAGCCACGGGGGUUCCCACGAUGUCGGAACGGCCAAUCACCACGGCGUGUUUGCCGGCCAAUUGCACGCCUGUUUGUUCCAACAAACGCAUGCAUCCAUUAGGGGUGCAAGGCAGAAACAGCGGGUUUCCGUCCUUCUUUGACAGUUCUCCCACGUUGUAUCUAUCAAACCCGUCCACGUCCUUCUCUGUUGCCACGCUGUUGGUGAUCUUGACCUCGCUGAUGUGUUUAGGCAGCGGCAACUGCACUAAAACACCAUUAACCUUGGAAUCCUCGUUCAAGAGUCGAAUUUUGUUCAACAGAGUGAUCUCGUGGGUGUCCUCGGGCAACUUGACGAUGUUGCACUCGACGCCGGACUCUGUUGAUGCCUUCAGUUUCAUACGAACGUAUGCAGAAGAGUCUGGUCUGUCGCCAACCUGGAUAAUUGUCAAGGAAGGCUUAAAAUUAGGCUGUUUGGCCUGGAUCUGCUCAAUAGCCUGUUUGGCGUCCAAACGGAUCUGCGAAGCAAGCUUGGUUCCAGAAAGAAUCUGGGCCGCUCUCCACGCAGCAGACGUGCUGAACCGUUGCAAUCGCACGCUUCUAAAGGACGGAGCUCUUAACAUGGCAAGGAAUCAAUAA